Tetranychus urticae (two-spotted spider mite) is the source of this 2647-nucleotide messenger RNA. RefSeq names its product acylcarnitine hydrolase-like. The record is from RefSeq and is a predicted model, not a curated record. Lineage: Eukaryota; Metazoa; Arthropoda; Arachnida; Trombidiformes; Tetranychidae.
UUUACCACUAAUCUAGAGUAGGAAGUUACUCAUACUAGACUUUAUCAAGAAUUGUCUGUUUAUUGUUUAAUAUCAACCUUCUUCGCUCUUCAUUCCUACUUCCAUCUUCGUCUAUAUCUUCACAAUUUUCAUCAUUUCUCCCAUUGAUUAACUCACUUUUGCCUCCUCACUCAACAUCCGUUGGCUAAACUGAAUAAAAGUUCAAGUUGAACCAUCCAAUUUCAACUAAUUUACAGAAUGCUGUUUAACCAACCAACAACAACACCAUUAUCAUUAACUAACAAUCAUCUCCACAUCUAAUCCUCUAUUUGUGUUCAUCUAUUCAGUAUUAGUGUUAUAACAAUCUAAAUUGAUUAAUUGGCUUCAAUACUUGACAAACUUUGAGCUUUUUCGUUGGUUUUACAGCUUCUGUUGUCCGACAGUUUCAUUUGUUUACAUAUUUUACAACAUAACGUUCUUCGCUUUUCAUCAUGUCUAUUGUUCAUUUUGUUUUCUUUUCAUUCCUUUUUAUUGGCAUUUCAUUUGUAAAUGUAACCUACAGCUGGUCAAUUGAUGAUGUUAAUCCAGUAGUGAGUACUCGUUAUGGUCACAUCCGAGGUCGAAGAGACACACCAGUGGGAAAUUAUCCAAGUGAUUUGAGAAUCACUUCCUUCAUUGGUAUACCUUAUGCGUCUCCACCAGUGGGUAGCGGUCGGUUUUCUAACCCAAAAGAACCAGUAAAAUGGUCUGGUUUCCUGGACGCUACCAAUCGUCGAGUUAUGUGUCCACAGGUUGAACAGAGAUUCCGACUUGAAUCUGACCCUCAAAUUGGUGAAUCUGAAGAUUGUCUUUAUCUCAAUGUUCAAGUUCUUAGUCGAGGUCCAGUUACAGCGAAUGCUCCUGUUGUAGUUUAUUUACAUGGUGGAGAGUUCAAAUAUGGAGGCAAAGAUUUCUAUUAUCUGGACGUUUUACCUCAAAACCUUAACUCUCUUGUGUUUGUAACUAUCAACUAUCGAUUAGGACCUUUGGGUUUCCUUUCUACUGACACUAAUGAAGUUCACGGUAAUUAUGGGUUACGAGAUAUAAUUAUGGCUCUACAAUGGGUGCAAUCCGAAAUAUCUCAAUUCCAUGGAGACACGAAUUCAGUUGUUCUUAUGGGCCAUGAUGCUGGUGCGAUUGCCGCUAACAUGCUUAUGCUGUCCACUUAUAAUAAAGUGUAUUUUAAUGCUGUUGUUUGCUCUGGAGGAACCGUUUUUACUCCUUGGGCCUUUGAACAUCAACCAUCUACUAUUAGUCGGGAACUUGCGCUUAGUUUAGGCUGUGGGUAUACUCAGAUUCGUCGAUGUCUUCAACAAAAAUCUACUUCUGAAAUUUUGGCUGUUGCGAGAACCAAAAAGCUGCAUUUUCGACCAACAAUGGAUCGUAACUUGAGUGAUCCAUUAUUCCAUGAUAUACCUCAAAUUCAAAUUGAAAACGGUUUCUUCGCACGAGUACCAUUGAUAGUUGGUAUAACUGAACAAGAAGGUGCUCUUGAUUAUUACCGAAAUUACCGGCAAAUACAAGCUAUAAGUAAAAUUCAAGAUAAAAUUAGAUAUUUGAUUGGACCUUUUGUUAAACGUUUUGCAAAUCUUGACGUUCUUGCAUCUUUAGUACAUUAUCAAUAUUUUCCCGAUGAAGAAGCUCGAUCAGGUAGACAGAUUACUACUGUUGGUCGCGGAUACAAUCAAGGCCAAGUUGAUGAACGCUUAGUUCAGGUAUUGGGAGACUUUUUAUACACCUUACCAGCUGAAAAAGCGCUGCAACUUCACUCCAGUCACAAUCUUAUAUCAAAACUUUACGUUUACGAAGACAAACAGCCUCGCAUUACCUUUGGAAUGCUUCAGAGAAAUCUGGCAUCUGAUGUUACCGCUGAUAAAUUCAGAGCCACUCACAUGGACGAUAUAUUUGUACUGUUUAAAACAAUUUAUUCAAAACAAUACGCUGAGGCUAACCCGGCAGCAAAUACUCUUCUCUCUUGCAUUUUAUCAACCAUUAAAGACAAGGAGCAAACUUGUAACUGGCAAAAUUACCAAACGACAACUCGCUCUUACAUUCGCGUUACCCGUCAAGGCUCUGCUUAUGGUAGCAUGUUUCGUUCUGAGCGUAUGGUUGCUUUCUGGAAUCAUCUAUUCUCGACAGUUGAAGCUAGCACCGUUGUCAUUCCUCCCUACUUCCCAGAAGCAGCAUUUCGAUCCUACCAAGCAGCUACAUGGUCUUUAGUUGCCAUUGUUGUCAUUUUAUUAUUGUUAUCAUCCAGUUUGGGUGCAUUUAUCUUCAUUAAAAGACGAAAUGAUAAACAAUCACUCGAGUCAAUUCGGAAGCCAAAUGAGGAAUCAACUGAAAAAGGAGACGUAGUUGAACAACUUUAGGAAUCAUUGACUUGGAUCAUAUUUCUGGUUAACCGAUUUACCAGUGGAUCAGAUGGAUUCGUCUAAACCUGUUGACUUUUUUUGAGAAAUUUUUUUUAACUCAAAUGAAACUUCUUUGCAUUUACUUUAUCACCAAAUUAUCCACCAUUAAUUGUAAUAAUAAUCAGAAAAUCUCUUUUGCAUGAAAACAUUUCAAUCUAGUUUAAUAUUAAAAACUAACACCGCCAUACUUUAAAUAAAUAAUAUUUACAUCUACCACG